Messenger RNA from Aureobasidium pullulans EXF-150, 1118 nucleotides. Its product is annotated as NAD(P)-binding protein. Gene Ontology annotation, molecular function: oxidoreductase activity, acting on the CH-OH group of donors, NAD or NADP as acceptor. Bases 212 to 1066 code for a protein of 284 amino acids. NCBI's taxonomy places the organism in Eukaryota, Fungi, Ascomycota, Dothideomycetes, Dothideales, Saccotheciaceae. The transcript is spliced from 3 exons. The record is from RefSeq and is a predicted model, not a curated record.
UUCGUGAAUUGGCCAUUCACAAAUUAUGCCCGUAAUGCACUUCGUUCUCGUCGCAGCUGACAGCGUCCCUAAUGCUGCAACGAUUCGUCAUGAUGCCUUGCUCUUAAACGCGGUCAGCUCAACGGAUCUGCAAGAGUAGGUGACUUCGUCGUGCGGCAGUGGUCCUUCAAAUUUUCUACUCUUCCAAACAUCACACGAAAAAAAGAGCAAGAUGGCAUUUACACCUUACUCUGCACCCCCUACAUCUGACAUAUCCCCAGUCAUUGGAGAAGUCAAUGACGAGACGACUUGGCCUCCAUACAAUCCUCGUCGCAAGCCGGGCCAAACUGUCUAUGUAAUCACCGGUGCAAAUCGAGGUCUGGGACUCGCCCUAACCACGACCCUCGCACUCCGUCCUAACACAGUCGUUUUCGCCUGCAUCCGUACUUUCACCCCGGAAACGACUGAGAUUCUCACCUCACUCCCUGUGGGUCAAGACAGCUACGUAGCGCCCCUUGAAAUUGACGCCACAGUCCCCCUACACGCCAAACAAGCCGUUGAAGUCAUCUCUCGAAUCCACGGCUACAAUCACGUUGAUGCAGUCAUCGCAAAUAGUGGCAUGAGCGACUACUACGGCACCGCAGCCGAGACGCCCCUAGAAGCCCUCCGCACACACUUCGAAGUCAACACCAUCGGCCCUCUAGCCCUUUUCCAAGCCUUCUUGCCUCUUCUUCUCCAAUCCGCACACCCAAGAUUCGUGGCCAUGAGUUCAGGCGCUGCGAGUUUGAACGACAUGGAACACAUGCCCUUGAUGCCCGUUACUGCCUAUGGCGCAAGCAAAGCAGCUCUAAACUACAUCGUGAGGAAGAUACAUUUCGAGAACUUGGGCGUGUGCAGCUGGGUUUUGAGCCCCGGUUGGGUGAGGACUGAGAUGGGAAAUCAUGGUGCUGAAGUGGUGGGAAUGGAAAGGGCGCCUGUUUCGUUGGAGCAGAGUGUUGAAGCUAUGAUUGAGAAGAUUGAUAGCGCGACAAAGGAAGACACUUCUGGGACUUUUCAGUCGUUUGAUGAUACUAAGCCUGAAUGGUGAUAGUACUGUUCUUUGGAGUCGCCGAGUAUAGCUGUUUCGGAGGAUCUGUUGC